This is a messenger RNA of Lottia gigantea (owl limpet), 1600 nucleotides long. RefSeq lists its product as hypothetical. NCBI's taxonomy places the organism in Eukaryota, Metazoa, Mollusca, Gastropoda, Lottiidae. Bases 113 to 766 code for a protein of 217 amino acids. The transcript is spliced from 6 exons. The record is from RefSeq and is a predicted model, not a curated record.
AGAUGAAUAUUUUGUUUAUUUAUUAUAAAUGAAGUUUUUGGAAGAUAUUUGGUAAUUCUUCACUUGUUUCGACUUAAAUCAAACAGGACAUUUGUUGUGGACAAUUUAAAUAAUGUCCAGAAUGAAUGUACAAUAUGAUCGUCAAAUUAACGAAGAGGAGAUCGAAGAGGAUCCGUAUUAUUUCACCUAUAACAGAGAGUUGACCACCAGACCUCAUGCUUUACCAACUUCUAUUGGUAUAUUUCAAAUCAUCAGUGGCUUCAUCUCAGCUAUAUUAGGUACAUUUGAAGUGUUUAUUGUACCAAUGGCUGAAGCCUCAAGUGACGAACGAGUUCUUGAAUUAUCAAAACAAAAUUGUUAUGGUGCUGGAUUAUGGGGUGGACUCUUGAUGAUAUUAACAGGAAGUACAGCUAUUAGAGCCAGUAUCAGUAAGCGAAACACAACUGUAGCCAGAUUUUACAAUUUAACCAUAGUCACAUUUUUCCUGUACAUGUGUGUAACAGUAUUUUUAAUGGUAGCUUAUGGACAGGGCUGGACAACCAAAGACAAAUAUCCUCCUGGUAGCAACAUGCAUAUGGUACAUUUAUUUGUUACAGUGAAUUCCUUGUUAGGACUUUUAUUUGCCUUAACAGCUCUGGUGAAAUAUUUUAACAUUGUGUUUAGUGAUAGUGUGGAUUUGUUGAGGAGGUGGAGAAACUGGUUCCUCUGUUGUUUCCCAAGACAAAGUCAGACUCAGCCGAGACAGGAACCAAACUUACUCAUGUAGUAGGUCUGUCAGCUUGGUGCCAAUUUUGGUAAGAAACAUUGUUACUUUGUCAUCGUAAGCAUACAACACUAAACCUGAUUGGUUGAUUUUAAAGACUUGAUAUAUUAACCAAUCAGAAGGUAAUUAUAUGCGAAAAAUCAAAAGUUACAAACAUUCUGAACCAAUUAAAAUCAAUGAAAUGUUUGAGAUUAGGGCCCUGAAAUGUAGAUGAUUCACUUCAUGUUGUUCUUAAACAUCUAGAAGUGUGUUUUAAUUACAUUGUUUGAGUGCCUUAUUUUAUUUUUUAAAAUCAACUUGGCAGUCUGCACUUGGGCAUUACAGUGUGUUUUUUUAACAACACCUAAAUGCAAAAUUAAAUGAUAAUUCCAAUUUCCUUUUAUAGUGGUUUUGUAUAUAUUUUGCUGAUGUUUGACUUUGUUACUGAAAGAAUUUGUGAGUGUUUAAUGCCGAGAUCGAGAAUGCAUUGUGGGUAAAUGAGCAAUUGAUUUUGGCCUUGUGUUCGGUAUCUUUUAAUGAUGGGUUUCGUCAAAUUAAUGGAUAACUUCUGGCAAGAUGAAACAUUUUCUAAAACUGUUUUAUGAAUGCAGGGCUGAAGAAUGACUUGAUUUGAAAUACAUAUCGAUAUAUACCAGAAAGUAAUGAAAAUCCUAGGUUAAUCAUUGAAUUUUAAGUAGAGCCAAGAUCAUUAUACACAUCUAGGAAAGAAGGACUGUUCUUGUUUGUGGAGCUUUCCUGGACGUGCAUAAAAAUGUUGUCGUUUGUUUAUUUUAUUUAUUUUUUAUACUCUGGAGUUGUUUUGUUAUGGAAUCAUGUCAAUAAAAAUUGUAAAUAUUU